Messenger RNA from Saccoglossus kowalevskii, 1386 nucleotides. Its product is annotated as von Willebrand factor D and EGF domain-containing protein-like. The record is from RefSeq and is a predicted model, not a curated record. Lineage: Eukaryota; Metazoa; Hemichordata; Enteropneusta; Harrimaniidae.
AUGCAAAAUGAAGAAAAAUUAAUCAAAGGCCAGAGCCUGUUCGAUAAUGCUUGGGAUUAUGAUACCAAAUAUUCGUUUUUAUAUCCUAAAUGCAAAUGUCUUAAAGACCCCUUAGUAGACACCGAAGUGUCUAUUCAAUGCGAACACAAAAGCGUAAAGGGUAAUCAACCAAUUGCUUGCAGUCUCGAUGAUAACAAAAGAAGCGUUGAUUCAGCAUACAAUGAUUACGAAUUAUUUGACCCUGAACAAUUUGAGUUGCCUGAGGAAGAAGACGACUUGGUCCCAGUCGUAAUUGCGUGGCCGACACCAAGUAAUAUAACUGAGGAAGAGGCACGUCAGAAGUGUUUGUUGGUGAUUUAUGAAUCCAAUAUUGCCAACUACUGUGAGGAACUUGAGGAGCUUAGAGAUACCAUAGACCAGACACUUCAAGACUGUGUCGCAGAUAUUCAGUUAGCAGAUAGUUUCUUUGCUGUGGAUUCAGCUCGUACCACUAUGGAGAAUGCUUGCCAGGUUACUGUGAGCAAAAACACGUCUUUGUGGGAAGAGAAUGAGGAAGGAGAGUUGGCACCCCCGGCAUCAGUAAUGACAGCUGUAUGUCCAAGUCAUUGUAGUGGAAAUGGGAAUUGCACUAUGGAAGGAAAGUGUAUAUGUAAGCAUGGGUUUACUGGUCCUGGCUGCAGUAUUGAGACGGGAAAGCCACCAGAAAUGUUUGGUUUUGUUGGAAGCAGUAUAUGCGAUGUGCGCAAACGACCAUGUGAAAGGAUAUCAGUCGAUGUGGCGGGGAUAAUCAACAGCGAUAACUUAACCUGCCACGUACGAGAAAUGCAGUUUACGAACGGAAAAUGGAUAGAAACUGGAGAAAGUUUCAAGGCCAUUGGAGUAUAUGCGGGUGCAUAUACCUUGUUUUGUUACCUGCCAGUGUCACGAGUACGGAGACAAGUGGUUUCUCCAGUCGAUGAGGGGUCUUCCACGCAUGGAAUGAGAAUAUCAGUUAGCAACGAUGGGACCGUGGAAAGCAAUGGUACAUUAUUUGUAACAUAUGAUUCUCUUUGCCUGAACUGUUCUACAUCUGAAGACUGUCAACAAAAGGAUAAUACGUGUUUGAUCAGUGACAGCUCGUGUGACACUUCUGAAGUUGAACUUACUACAAGCGAUGUCGCAAUACACCCUGAUGAAAGCGAUACCAACAAUAUCUGGCUAUUACCUCUUUCUAUUGGGUUGUUCAUUGCUAUUGCCGCCGUAGUGACUGUAGGUGUUCUGUUGAAAAAGUACAUUGUAAAGAAGAAGAAGAAUACUAGCGUAUAUCCAUUGCAUGAAACUUGCGGUGAGAGCAACGACAUGAAGGCAGACCCUGAUGUCUUGGUAGGCGGUGGUAAACGCAAAUAA